Molecule: messenger RNA, 3304 nt
Organism: Acanthochromis polyacanthus (spiny chromis)
Lineage: Eukaryota; Metazoa; Chordata; Actinopteri; Pomacentridae
Gene: fuom
Product: fucose mutarotase
Exons: 6
Coding region: 279-743 (154 amino acids)
Biological process (GO): fucose metabolic process
Molecular function (GO): racemase and epimerase activity, acting on carbohydrates and derivatives; fucose binding
Source: RefSeq, a predicted model, not a curated record
GCAGAGACCAUCAGGAGAGUCAAGACAAUUCCAUGCGCUAAAAAAACAAAAACAACUUCUCCCCGUCAGACAGAAGCACGAAACAAUCUGAUUUUUUAAGCCAGUGACUAAACUAUGAUGCCACCGGAAUAAAUAUUUGGCAUUGACUAACCGCUAUUCGGCUUUUGUUUAUCGUUAAUCGGCUAUUUUUAUGGUUAGCAUGUUUGCUAACGAAGACGGGAGUUGGCGGAGUGAUUUCUCUCGCGUUACUUCCCUCUCUGCUCAUUGCAGCUGCCAAUAUGGUCGUACUGAGAGGAGUCCCCUCGGUUUUGUCACCUGAACUGCUCUAUGCUCUGGCUAAAAUGGGUCACGGGGAUGAGAUUGUGCUAGCUGAUGCAAAUUUCCCAGCGUCUUCAAUUUGUGCCUGUGGUCCAAAAGAAAUCAGAGCUGAUGGUUUGGGGAUCCCACAGCUUUUGGAGGCCAUUUUGAAGCUGUUGCCCCUGGAUACCCACGUCCCCUGUCCGGCUGCAGUCAUGGAUCUGGUAGACAGUGACAAACAGAGAUGUUUAGCUGUCCCAGUGUGGGAGACCUACAGAGAGCUGCUGAGCCAUGCUGGCUCUCAGUCUCCCCUUGAGGUGGUGGAAAGAUUUGCUUUCUAUGAAAGAGCCAAGAAGGCCUUUGCUGUUGUGGCAACAGGGGAAACCGCUCUGUAUGGCAACCUGAUACUGAAGAAGGGGGUCAUCCCUGCUGAUCAGCUGCAGUGAUAACCACACAUUUUCACAUCUUGUUGAAUUUAGAUGAUUUUUGUUGAAUGCAAAUAGCUUUUCAGUUUUUAAUUUAUGUUACACACAAUUUGUUGAGUGAUUUCAGUCCCUAAAGUAAUUAUUUUCUGUUGAAAUCGAGGGAAUGUUUUUGCAUAAAGAUUCAAAACAACUUUUGCUAAUCUAAAAAUAAUACUGUAAACAUGAUCUAGCUGAUCUUUAGAUUACAUUGAGUUGGAAUCAGUCUUUAUUUUUGUAAACAACUUACACAUUUUGCAUCAUUUUAUUAAGUAAAACACAUGAAGUCUUUAAAAUUUGUGUUGAAAGUAUUUUUAUUGCAAAAUUACAUAUGAGCAAUACUGAUAUUUAUGUCUAGUCUUACUGUUGUAUUAAGGCACUUUAAUACAAUCAAAUGGCUGUUGCAUCUACAGUGUAUCAGCUAUUUGUCUGAUUUUAAAUGAUCUACAUUGGUUAAGUUACUGAAGGAAGUUACUGAAGGAUCAGGGGUGGUACAGAUCAUCCAAAUCUUCCUCUGGUUCUCUGUACUCCUUCUCAGAUGGCAAAUACAGAGGGGCAGCAGCAUUGACAUAAUCUCUAUAAGCGACAGGCAGGAGGAAGUCUCUGUGGUACAGAUCAUCCAUAUCCUCCUCUGGUACUUCAUGAAUCCUGACCUCACUUUCACUUCUUGCCUCCUCUUUCAGCUGUUCCAUCUCCACAGACCAGCUCGGGGCGUCACCAUGAUACAGGUCAUCCUUGUCCUCCUCCGGUUCAUAGACAGCACCUCGGACCUCCACCCCAUCUCUGUUUUUAGCCACCAGCGGGGCCAAAUAUCUGUCCAGCUGUUCCCUGGCUUCGUUGUAGGCUUCAUUCCAGUCCUGCUCAGGUUCUUCUGCAGGAUAGUAGAUGCCCUCUUUUUCUGCUUCCUUCCACAGCUCUGCAGCAGGUACAGCAUCCAGGUUUAUUAUUUGAGCUUGAAGAUCUUCCAUGGAAGGAUGGUACAGAUGAUCCAAGUCUUCGGCCUUCUGGAAAUGUUUUUCCUGUCCGCCGCCUGUCAUGCUCUGCCAAAUCUGCAUGCUGGGGUCGAUGUCAUAGUGAGUCUCAUCCAUGUCCUCUGGAGGCUCCACUCCCACGGACAUCUUUCCUUCACCAUCUAUAGACCUGAAGGAAGAAGGAUGAAUGCCAGCCUGCAUUUCAUCAGUCCGAGUGAAGAUUAUUCGCUUUUAUUUUAGUGUGAAGAAGCUACAACUUACAGAACAGUGUCCUGAAAGGCUUCACCUGUAAGUUUAUCCUAAAAAUUUUUUUUAAAAAAGAGCACAAAUAUUACACAACUUGCUGUCCAAAUACACACCAGUGGCCAUACAAACAUGGUUGUUAUUUUAAAAUCACCAGUUAGAUUUUUAUCAUAUGAUCUAAACAGUGAUAUUGUGGACAGCCAGGAGUGAUUUAUACAUACCCAGGGCUUUGCUGCGAUGCCAGAUAUCAGCGAAACACACACGAAUAGACAAAUCCUACAAGUGAAAAACUUUGGAUUAAUGUCUAGAGUUCAGGCUCCCAUGGGUCACAGACAUUACGCAGCGAUCAGCUACAAAAACAAACCAGACACUGUUAAACAUUAAAAACCUGGUAAACAGGCAGAAAUCUUCCAAAGAGAUUUUCGGUUUUCUUACCUGAACAUGGUGUCUCCUUUUUCUGCUGUUAGCUCAACGUUUUGAACAAGAAACCUUCGCCUGCAGUGACAAUGAAGGAUCAAAGUUCCUCCUGUAAACUGCUGUAUUUUCUUGACCUUUGUAUCCUCUGGACACGGGAGUAUCAGCUGUAAGUAGUUCAUUAUUCCUUAUCUAGUUUGUGUUCUGUACAACAAAGUAGCUUGAAAUUUUAAAAAAGGAACUGCCUUGAGCAACAUUUUGUCAAGAAAACAAUGUGUUGGCAUCAAAAAUUGACUAGUGAAAUUCCUCAUUCUAUCACCCAGUCUAGCAUGUGAGUGUACUCUGCAUGUAUCUGACCAGAAGACACGUAAUACCUUUUCAUACUGAAGUUAGCCUUUUCUUUUUUGUCUGUAUCUUUUUUUGUGGUGUUGUGAUCAAAAAAUAAUUAAUGUCUGGUUUCUUGCACGCCAAGACAUGAAAAAAUAGAUUCCAUAUAUAUUAAAAUACAAUUUCCAAUAUUAUAAUUGCAGUUUUUAUGAGCAGUCAUCUUUAUCAGCUAUCAAUUUUAAGGCUAUAAAAGCUAAAGCUGAGGUCAACAUUUUUUUUAUCACCAGCCAAAUUUUAUGAUGCAGUAAUCAUUUCUCCUAUCUCCUUCAGUGGAGAUCAGCAAAAUCAAAACAGUGGUGUAUAAAUACAGUUUAAUAUUAUGUAUUGCUUGUAGACAGUAGGUAUAUACACGACCAUUCAAAAGUUUGGGGUCACCCAGGCAAUUUCAUGUUUUCCAUGAAAACUCACGCUUUUAUUUAUGUACCAACAUCAAUAAUGUACUAAUCAUCAAUAAGCCAAAGUAAACAUUUAGGCUGAAAGAAGCUGAGUUGUACUGAACUUUGGGCUUUUCAUUAAAUGUUGCAAAAAUUA